AUGAAAGGUUCGGAAUCUACGCGCGCGGCUACCUCAUCCAUGCGAUCGAGACCGAAUCCGAUGAACGACACGAGCGACUCGUCAAGACCAAAACAAUCACCAAGACCAA
Mesorhabditis spiculigera is the source of this 109-nucleotide messenger RNA. Lineage: Eukaryota; Metazoa; Nematoda; Chromadorea; Rhabditida; Rhabditidae. The record is from the annotation of a GenBank genome assembly.